Molecule: messenger RNA, 807 nt
Organism: Xyrauchen texanus (razorback sucker)
Lineage: Eukaryota; Metazoa; Chordata; Actinopteri; Cypriniformes; Catostomidae
Product: CD209 antigen-like protein E
Exons: 5
Coding region: 1-807 (268 amino acids)
Source: RefSeq, a predicted model, not a curated record
AUGUCUCAGAAUGGCAAUAUGAGCAUUGAUGCUGACAGUCAUGAUGUCAGGAUGGAGAUAGAAGACCAACAAACACCUCAAUACACAGGAAAGAGGUCUGAGAGGAAGACAAGCAACAGAGCAGCUUCAGUGUGUUUGGGGCUGCUGUGUGUUCUUCUGCUGGCUGCAGUCAUAGUGCUGUGUGUCCAACUCAUUACAAACAAGAAACAGUUUCACAUCAAGAGCAACAUCUUGACCGAAGAGAGAGACCGGUUACAAAAAACGAAUAUCAAACUCACUGAAGAGAGACAGCAUUUACUGAACAAGAACAUAAACUUGAUGAAAGAGAGGGAUGGAAUAACAAAAGAGAAUCCCCACCAAAUACAACGAGGUGAAUCAGGAGAUGCAAUAAGGAAGCUGAAUCGGGAGAAAAAUGAACUGCUGAAGAGUCUUCAUGAAAUGGAUGGUUGGAUUUGGUAUCAGUCCAAUUUUUACUACAUAUCUUCUGAGAAGAAGAGCUGGAGUGAAAGCAGAAGAUACUGUAUACAGAAAGGAGCAGAUCUGCUGAUCAUAAACCACAAAAAUGAACAAGACUUUUUAAAGAAAUUUUCUGGUGAGGACAAAUUCUGGAUCGGUUUAACUGACACAGAGAAAGAGGUCACAUGGAAAUGGGUCAAUGGAAGUGCACUGACCUCUGGGUUCUGGAAGUCUGGACAGCCCGAUGGCCAAAGACAAGAGAACUGUGCUCUAACUGAAUCAUCAAGGUGGCAUGAUUAUCCAUGUUUUGAUGUUUACAAAUGGAUCUGUGAGAAGAGCAUUUUAAAAUGA